UGGAGAAGAUGCGGGAACGUGUUGGAAGAGCAGUAACAGUAAAUAAGUCCAGGAGAGGCGGUAAUCACGCUCAGGCCAACACCACCACCAGCUCAGACGCACGCACACCCGCAGACUUGGAUAUGUAGCACUCCCUCUCCCUCUUCUCUCCCUCUGAACGAACCUGUAGGCGUUGCCCUCAAGUCUCAAUCCCUCCCACUCGUUUCGGUAUCCUCUUUCCCACCUUCGCCAUCUUCACUCUUGCGAUUCCCUAACGAAGGAAAAAUACAUUGAACGUUAAUGGAGUCGACCGAGUCUUCCUACAUGUCGUCUCCAGAGGGACCCGGUCCUCGGAAACCUGCUUCGCCACGGCCUAAUUCUCCUUCCCCUGAUUCCGUGGAGAAGUCAACAUGUGUUAGGUUUCUUGUAUCCAAUGCUGCAGCUGGUUCUGUCAUUGGAAAGGGUGGUUCAACCAUCACUGAUUUUCAAUCACAAUCUGGAGCACGAAUUCAGUUAUCACGCAAUCAUGAGUUCUUUCCUGGGACUACAGACAGGAUUAUCAUGGUUUCUGGGGCAAUAAAUGAGUUACUAAAAGCUGUUGAACUCAUUCUUUCUAAGUUGCUGAGUGAGCUUCAUACUGAAGACGAGAAUACUGCUGAUCCGAAAAUAAAAUUGAGACUCAUUGUCCCUAACAGCUCUUGUGGUGGAAUAAUUGGCAAGGGAGGCGCUACCAUUAGGUCGUUUAUUGAAGACUCUCAAGCUAGCAUUAAGAUCUCUCCACAAGAUAAUAAUUAUUAUGGAUUGAAUGAUAGGCUAGUGACACUGAUAGGAGCUCUGGAUGAGCAAAUGCGUGCACUUGAGUUAAUUGUUUCUAAGCUAGCUGAAGAUCCUUAUUAUUCUGAGUCCAUGAACUCUCCAUUCUCAUAUUCAGGUGUUGUCUUUUCCGGAUAUCAUGGUGUUCCAUAUGCCUAUGUGCUUCCUUCUGUCCCAGCAGCAGCAUACAAUGCAACAAAUUAUCGACCAAAUGGUGCUGGAAAGAAGUUCCAGGAGAUCAAGGAGGAGCUGAGUAAAUCACUGACCAUCGGCGUUGCAGAUGGCCAUAUAGGGUUGGUUGUUGGUCGUGGUGGAAGGAAUAUAAUGGAAAUUAGUCAGGUUAGUGGGGCAAGGAUUAAGAUAUCAGACAGGGGUGAUUUCCUAUCUGGAACAAAUGAUAGGAAAGUUACGAUAACCGGAUCACAGAGAGCCAUACGAACAGCUGAAACUAUGAUAAUGCAGAAGGUUGCUUAUGCUGAGGAGAGGGCAAUGGAGUAGUUUACGUUCGAAGAAGCACCCUUGUCUAGUGUUGGGAUGCUUGGUGACUUGAACCUGCCUUCUAAUUUCUUAUCUUUUUUUUUUUUUUAAAGAUUUAUUUACGUAAAUGCCAUACAAGUGAUGCGUUGAGAGGUCUGAAUGUUGUUAGAGGGGGAGACGGGGCAGCAUCUGUCUUUUCUUUUUUUUUCUUUUCUUUUUCUUUUUUGUUCUAGUGAGAGCGAUCUUACAGGAAUUCUUUUCAGAACGGAGUAUAAGAUCCUUCGGGAAGGCCGUUAGUGCUUAAUCAAAUGUAGCAAGUAGAAGUGUAUCUUUAUUGCCUUUCAUUUUACUAAAUGUUGGAAGUGAAAGUAGCUAAUGAGUCCAAAAUGUACCUUUUUUCA
This is a messenger RNA of Prosopis cineraria, 1670 nucleotides long. RefSeq names its product protein BTR1-like. Gene Ontology annotation, molecular function: mRNA binding. Gene Ontology annotation, biological process: regulation of gene expression. NCBI's taxonomy places the organism in Eukaryota, Viridiplantae, Streptophyta, Magnoliopsida, Fabales, Fabaceae. Gene Ontology annotation, cellular component: cytoplasm; cytosol. The transcript has 9 exons. The record is from RefSeq and is a predicted model, not a curated record. Bases 280 to 1290 code for a protein of 336 amino acids.